AUGUCACAGAAACCUCAAUCCUGACUAUUUAAUCAGCAGCAUCCAGCCACCAGUGCUGGAAAGUAGUGAGCAAACUUAGCCUGCAGUUUGUUUCCAUUGACAAUCAUUAUGCAGAGCAUUAAAAACAUGAAUGAAUUUGAGAGCUUUCUGAAGGAUGCUGGUUCCAAACUUGUUGUCGUUGACUUCUCAGCAAAAUGGUGUGGUCCAUGCAAAAGAAUUGGCCCUGUUGUUCAUGAAAUGGCUAUGCGAUAUGAAAAUGUGAUAUUUGCUAAUGUGGAUGUAGAUGCUGCAGAGGAGGUGGCUAGUUCGUGUCAAGUCAAAUCCAUGCCCACCUUUCAGAUGUAUAAAGAAUCCCAAAAGAUAUUUGAAUUCAGCGGUGCCGAUGCCAAAAAGCUGGAAGAAAAGAUUCAGGAACUAAUAUAACGAACGGAUUGCUCCAUUAAUUACAUCUUCAUCAUGACUUAGAGCUUUACUUGUAUGUUAUCAGCUCAUUUAAAAAUAUUCCAAAACUGCUCAGAAA
Molecule: messenger RNA, 520 nt
Organism: Monodelphis domestica (gray short-tailed opossum)
Lineage: Eukaryota; Metazoa; Chordata; Mammalia; Didelphimorphia; Didelphidae
Gene: TXNDC8
Product: thioredoxin domain containing 8
Molecular function (GO): protein-disulfide reductase activity
Source: RefSeq, a predicted model, not a curated record